AGUUGAAAAUACGACAGACUUUGGAGAGUCAGGUGACCAGGAAACGUGUGUCGAUUGGGUGGAAUGUGAAAACAGAGAUCAGAAGGUAGAGGGGUCCAGUGUGUCUUCAAGUGUUGCCCGGCCAGGAAGAAGUGAGAUGAAUCUCGGAGUAAAUCAGACGAGGAAGCUUCUGGCCUCAAAGACAACUCUUGUCAUGUUCGUACUGACCAUCACAACUGUCGUCUGUCUCGCGCCUUUUAUAAUCUGGACAUAUUUCCCCGACACCUUAUACGAGCAAGAUGUAAGCCCCUGGGUCAUGAACCUGGGCGUCGCAUCCGUUUAUCUUCCGAGCUUGAGAAGCACCAUCAACCCCUUCAUCUACCUUUAUUUUAAUCAAAAAUUCCGCUCACAUUGUCGACAGUUUCUUAAUUCCGGGAUCUCUUACUUUUACCAAUAACUUACUAUAACAGCUAGAUUCUUAAAGGUAAUAAAAUGUAAAUAUAAAAAAGCAAUGGAAAAAGGUAAACAUGGUUUGUCUGAAGACUUGAUUGUAAAAAGAACUGUUGAUUCCUAAACAGCAAGCUACAAAAAAGAAUACUUUGGUGUCAUAUUUUAAGAGCUGCCUUUUCAUAUCAAACUGUAAAGUUUGCUACAUAUUUUGAAGCUGUUAUUGCUAAAUUAAAAUUAAAAGAAGGAACAAAUGUGCAUUUACUUGGGAUAAGCAUGAGGAUUAUGAGCGAACCUUCUAGCUUGCGGCGAGCGAUGGAGUGAAGCUUCUCUUACUAAUGACUGUCUAGGACAUUAAGUCUAUAUUGCUGUAGACAGGCUCAAGAACCGAAUCGACUUUACUGUCCUGUGAUCAGUUGAUCACUUCAUCUGUUGAGAGAAACUAAACAUCAAAAUGGUAUAGCGAACAGAGAAAUAUAGCAGAAAGCAAUGUAAAGGUCCCAUCAUCUACCUUCUCGUUGACCCUCGCGAGACGACAGCCUAUGGUCUAAUGUCCAACUUUCAGUUGGUUUCAGUUCAUGGAAAAAUAAAACUCCUAGCCAUCUUUAUACUUGGAUUUCAUGAUAUUACCACAUAAAUAUGGUUUUAGCUGUGUGUGGGAUCAGAAAUGUUUCCCAUCCAAAGGCUUGGCGAGGUUACAUGAGAGGCUUACAUGUUUCCGACUUAAUAUCCAAAGCUGCCUUUGGCUGGUGUGCAUGCGAAGUCAAAAAUAAAUUUUAAGUCUCUGAUGUCAAGUGGGAACUGGAAUGUUCAUCACAAGUUUAAUUAGAAAAGUAGAAGAGGAAGUUGAGACAGCACAUAGAAGGUUGCCUCCAAACGCGAGUCAGUCGGCAGACACCAACACUUUUCCCCGAAGACAAUCAGCUGAACAUCCGCCAAUAAGGAAGUUUGUCCUAAGUCUUCUGUAAUGUUCAUACAUUGUGGAUACCAUAAAAGGAAAACCUCCCAACUGUUGACAUCCGGUUAGUUUAAGUAUUUGUACUGAGGUCUGUCUGUAUUACGCCAUUCUCUGUACAUUUCUACUCAGUGAUGUAAGUAUCAAGCGUUUGUAUUAGAUUAUUAUUAGACCAUCAGCUGCAAGUCAACCACAAUCCGUAAGACGUGUCAAAUCUUAUUUAUUUAUUUACGCAUAGCUUGACAUGAUUGUUGACUCUAUUCUACUUCAGAAAGCAUCUUAAGUGAGUUUUGAAGUACUAAGUAUAAGAUAUUAUAUAUUUUUAAGAAAGCCGACUAAUAAAACAGUUUUAGGUGAGCCCACAGUCAGCAGUGUCUCAUGAGCCGCACUACCUACAGAGUCUGAUGGAGAUAAAUGGUUCCUGUGAGCUCAAUCCUGAAUUCAACAUAUGCAUGGCGCACAUAAAUAGUUCAUCUUCACCGGAAACUGUCUUCACAACCAAAAAGGAUGUGGACAAGUUAAGUGUCGAGUUGUUUCAGAAAAUUCUUUCAUCGAUAAUUUUGUUCAGCUUCUUAAACUGCGUGGGUGUCCCCGGCAACCUCUUCGUCUUCCUCGUGUACCUCAGGAAGUUCAAGACCAGCGCCACACGUGUGUUCGUGAUGACCAUGGCCAUGUGCGAUUUCUUGGUCAAUCUUUCUGCGCUUCCUGUGAAUCUCGUGUAUUAUCGCCACAUGUACACCAUCAGCAGCCCAGCUUUUUGUACUAGUACAUACCUGGUUCUGAGAAUCCCUGUGAUUGUUUCUUACCUGGUAUUGGUGUGUGCGAGUCUGGAUCGUAGACGUCGAGUGUGUCAGCCUCUCAGACCUCAGCUGGAUGCAAGACAAGCGACCAUGAUCUUAAUUUUGAUAUUCAUCCUGACCGCCAUAGCAACAUUUCCUUUUGUUUCCUUCUACACAGGAAUGCACUUUACUACCACGACUGGUCUAACUGUCAGAAAGUGCGGCUUUCAGAGAGAGUUUCCCGGAGCCUUUGUCAAACGUGCCGAGGGCAUUGUUUUGGCAGUGUACUUUAUCUUCAGCCUCACCCUGAUGGUGGGUUCUUAUGUUCACAUCCUGUAUCGACUCAAGCAGCAGAGUAAGAGACUUAGUCAGAACCUAACGAGUGACGGUGGUCAGCAAGAAACAGGUCUGUCCGUGGUGUCUUCAAUCUCAGUUAGACGGACAGAAGAGGAAGUUGAAAAUACAACAUAUAGCUAUACAGAGUCACGUGACGAGGAGAGAUGUGUCACUCGGUCUGUAGGUGGAGCCAGAGAGCUGAUGUCAGAGGACCCCAGUGUGUCUACAAUUCAUCCUCUACAAGCAAGAAGUGGGACGAGUGUCAGGGUUCAUCAGUCGAGGAAGCUUCUGGCCUCAAAGACAACUCUUGUCCUGUUUGUACUGACCAUCACAACUGUCGUCUGUCUCGUGCCUUAUUUAAUCUGGACAGCUUUCCCUGAAACUGUUUAUGGGCCACAAGUUAGUUCCUGGGUCAUUAACCUGAGAGUCACGAGGACUUAUCUUCCGAGCCUAAGAAGCACCAUUAACCCCUUCAUCUACCUUUACUUUAAUCCUACAUUUCGCCUACACUUUCGACAGUUUCUCAAUUUUUGAAUGUUUCACUACGACCAGUAGAUUAUUAUGACACUUCAGCUAGCUUACUAAUGCUAACUAAAUUAAAAAGAAAUAAGGAAAAAAUGUCAAGUCUCCAAGGAAAAACGAAAAAAAUCAACGAAGAAAUGAAUAAAUUACAGAGCCUGUAUGUGUAUGUGAGAAUGUAUGAAACAGAAAUAAUGAAUGAGUUUUUAGUCAGCAGAAGAGAAUUGAGAGAAAGUAGGAAGGCGUGGGUUAAAGAACUUCGAAGCAAGGAGUCAGACAGUGACAACAGACUUUAGGACUGUCAGCUGUCUUCGUGAAAUUCCAUGGACUUCGGGACCAGAUUUGGGGCUACCUGAGAAAGAAAUCAACGUAUGCACGUGGCAGAUAAAUAGUUCAGCUUCACCGGAAAUUGUCUUCACAACCACAAAGGAUGUGGAAAAACUGAAUGUUGAGCUGUUUCAGAAAAUUCUUUCGUCGACAAUUUUGUUCACCAUCAUUAACUGUGUGGGUGUUCCCGGCAACCUCUUCGUCUUCCUCGUGUACCUCAGGAAGUUCAAGACCAGCGCCACACGUGUGUUCGUGAUGACCAUGGCCAUGAGCGAUUUCUUGGUCAAUCUUUCUGCGCUUCCUGUGAGACUAGUGUAUUAUCGCCACAUGUACACCAUCAGUUGCCCAGCUUUUUGUACUAUUGUAUACUUGGUGAUGAGAAUUCCUUUGGUUGUUUCUUACCUGGUGUUGGUGUGUGCGAGUCUGGAUCGUAGACGUCGCGUGUGUCAACCUCUCAGACCUCAGCUGGAUGCACGACAAGCGAUCUUCAUAUUAAUUUUGAUAUUCAUCAUGACCGCCAUAGCAACGUUUCCUUUUGUGUCCUUCUUCACAGGAAUAAAGUUUACUACAACGACUGGUAUAAAUGUCAGAAAAUGCGGCUUUCAGAGAGAGUUUCCCGGAGAUUUUGUCAAACUUGCCGAGGGCAUUGUUCUGGCAGUGUACUGUGUCGUCGGCCUCGCCCUGAUAGUGGGUUCCUACGGUCACAUCCUGUAUCGGGUCAAGCAGCAGAGUAAGAGACUUAGUCAGAACCUAACGAGUGACGGUGGUCAGGAAGAAACAAGUCUGUCCGUGAAAUCGUCUCCGAUCUCAGGUAGAAGAUUAGAAGAGGAAGUCCAAAAUACAACAGAAGACUGUGUAGAGUCACGUGACGAGGAGAGAUGUGUCGAUCAGACAGAAGGUGGAGCCAGAGAGCUGAUGUUAGAGGACCCCAGUGUGUCUGGAAGUUAUCCACUACCAGCAAGACGAAGAAUGACUGUCGGGGUACAUCAGUCUAGGAAUCUUCUGGCCUCAAAGACAACUCUUGUCAUGUUUGUACUGACCAUCACAACUGUCGUCUGCCUCACGCCUUAUAUAAUCUGGACAGGUUUACCUGAAACUGUUUACGAGCCAAACACGAAGGCCUGGGUCAUGAACUUGAGUAUCACUGGCAUAUAUCUUCCUACCCUAAGAAGCACCAUCACCCCUUUCAUUUACUUUUACUUUAAUCCAUUAUUCCGCUCACACUGUCGACAGAUUCUCAAUUUCUAGAUGUCUCACUACGACCAGUAGUUUAUCACCACUGUUUAGUAAUGUAGUUGUUAUAUUUUUGUAUAAAUAUUUGCAUACUUGUGUAACUGUGUGCCUAGUGUUCUGUCACUUUAUAUUUUUAUAAAAAUGUUCUCGGUCCUCAGUUACAAGUCUGUCGUUUAAACACCAAUUAUAUUUUCUUUACAUGUGUUCUCGCCCAGACUCCAGAUGUAAUGCUUGUCUCCAACAGGCCGAGCAGGGAACUGUUUAAUGUUUGUCAACACAUUGUUUUUGACAUGUUGUUCAAUUAUCAAUAUCAAUGUGCAGUCAGGGCUAGCCAGUUCUAUGUGAUUAUAAAGUAUAUAGGAUUGUACUCUGAUGGCUGUAAUAACCUUCCUUAAUAUGUAGCCGGUCUUGUUGAUUAUUUACUUUUGUCUCUUUAUCACAAUGUAGUCGUCUCUGAAAGUGAGCAAGUAAAAGUUGUAUCAUGUUAGAUUCCAGUUUUGUAUAGAAGUAAUAAUGUGUGGUUGUUUGGUGGCGAGGUGUAGAAGAUAUUUCUUAGGGUCUAACAGUUGUAAUGAUAAUGUUUAACUUCUUUUUUCCCAAUAUGAUGUUUAUUCAGGUAGGUAUUGACUAUAGGAGGUCGAGUAGUAAAGACAUGCAUCAUACGAAUUACUGGAGGGAAAUCGUUUUUAUAUAAGAAUUCUCUGUCAACAAAUUCAAUUGUUUAUUCAAGUUUUAAAGAUUUUUCUAAUAUCAAUAAUACUGCAGACGAAUUUUUCAAAUUUUAUUUUUUAAGAAACUGUUGUUUCAACCUGAGGAAAGUGAACAAUGUAUUUGUAUGAGACUUAUCACUAACCGUUAGAUAAAUCUUGAAUUUGUUGAUGUAUAUUUUGGGCAUGCACACGUCUUCUAACUUAUUUGUGCAUUUAAGCAAAAAUGACUGGAAAUAUAUUAAGUAUACAUUUGUGUUAGUGUCUGGUUUUGUGUGUGCGUGUGUGUAUAAAGAUUUUGCUUUUCAUGAACACAGGAAUAUAUUUAUUUACAUUAAUUUCUAAGCUCUGCUUUAAACUUUAAAUUUUAGACGGAAAUAAAGCAACCACUCUAGCUCUUUAGUGUGUCAGUGAAAACUGCAAAGCUUCCUGCAACGGGAAGGGGACGUAAUCUAUAAUGCUUUUUGUUUGUAAAGAGUUACUUUCCUUUGACUAGAGUGUUAUGGGCUUGUAGGAUGAAGCACUUGCUACCACGACAAAAUUUCAUACUAUCAUUCACAAGAAACAUGAUAAAUAAACUAUACAUUUUUUGUCAAGUAGCUAGCUUACUAAUGUUAAGUAAAUUAAAAAUAAAUAAGGAAAAAUCUUCGGCCUCCAAGGAAAAAAGAAAAAAAAUCAAAGAAGAAAUGAAUAAAUUACAGAGCCUUUGUGUGAGAAUGCAUGAAAUAGAAGACCUCAUCUGAAUAAUGAAUGAGUUUUUGGUCAGAAGAAGAGAUUUGAGAGAAAGUAGGAAGGCGUGGGUUAAAGAGCUUCGAAGCAAGGGCUCAGACAGUGACAACAGACUUUAGGACCGUCAGCCAUCUUCGUGAAA
Pomacea canaliculata is the source of this 6153-nucleotide messenger RNA. Its product is annotated as cholecystokinin receptor type A-like. The coding region runs from base 1786 to 3030 and encodes 414 amino acids. Gene Ontology annotation, cellular component: membrane. The record is from RefSeq and is a predicted model, not a curated record. NCBI's taxonomy places the organism in Eukaryota, Metazoa, Mollusca, Gastropoda, Architaenioglossa, Ampullariidae. The transcript has 6 exons. Gene Ontology annotation, biological process: neuropeptide signaling pathway. Gene Ontology annotation, molecular function: neuropeptide receptor activity.